GUUGUAGUUUUCUCGCUUUGACCAACUUUCUGUGACACAAUGCCCAAAAAGAAGGAGAAGAAAAGCGGCGAAAAGCAAAAUGAAGACAAGAAAACACCGAAAAAUCAAAGUUCUUCGACUCCUACUGAUAAAACAGAGUCUGGCGACAAAGAAAAGGAUUUAUAUCUGAUUCAAAUACGGUAUUUGAACGAGCAGUUGGAGAGGUAUCAGCUGAAAUGUGACCAACUAGAGAGGCAGAAGAAGGACUCCAACAGUCAGUUCAGAGCAUUGGAGAAGGAGAAGAAAGACAUUGUUGAGUACCUAAAGCGCUCGCUGCUGGACAAGGAGGCGGAGGUGGAGGAGCUGACGGAGCGCCUGGAGAGUCAGCAGCAGGCAGCCGAGCAGGACAGCGAGGCCCUGAGGGAGCACCAGGCUCAGCUGAGGCGGGAGCUUCAACACCGGAUAGAAGAAGUCACGGCAGAAAACACAACACUCGCGGCGAGACUGGCUGGUCUGGAGGAGUUCCAGAAGCAGAAGGAGCAGCUGAUGUCCAACAUGGACACUCUGGAGAAGCAGCUUUCCAGCCGGGAGGAGGAACACAGAGUUACCAUCCACAGCCUGGAGAUGAACGCGCUGCUGGAGAAGAAGAGGUUGGAGACGGAGAUGGAGAUCCACGUGGCGGCCAUGAGGGCGGAGCUGCAGCUCCUGGUGGAGCAGAAGGUCCCGGAGACCACCAGGUCGGCCCUCCAGGAGAACACGGAGGUGAAGGCUCGGAUCAGCCUGCUGUCGGAGCAGACUCGGGCCCUGAUGGAGGAGAACUCGGCCCUCAGGGGCCGCAAGAGCCGACUCAGCGUGGACGUGGACAUCCUGGAGGAGAUGCUCAGUGAGACGUCCCGCCAGAGCUGCAUCCGCAAGAAGGUGGUGGAGCAGCUGACAGAGAAGUGUCAGCAGCUGCAGGCGGAGCUCAAAGACUGGAAGCAGGAAGUGGAGCAGCUUCAGAGCAAACACACAGGAGAGCAGGCGGAGAUGGAGACGCUCAGACAGGACCGAGCCUCUCUGUCGGAGCAGUGCAGUAAAAACAGAGCCGAGCUGAGUCGGCUGCAGGCGGAGCUGCAGGAGGAGAAGAGGAGGAGGAGCAGGAUGAAGAGCAUCAUGAAGGAAGCAGCCAUCACUCUCAGACAAGCUCUGAUGGAUGCUCCCACAGACCAGGACUUGGACUCUAAGCAGCUGAUGGAGAAGCUGCUGCUGGUCUUGGAUCGACCCUCAUUCACAAACUCUGCUGCUGAGAAAGACGAGCUGCUGACCUCUGACCCUGCAGCAGCCGGAGACGUGAUCCUGAAUCCAGCAGCGAGUCUCCAGUUCGAGCUGGCCCACUACAGACCAGGAGACCUGGGACUGGUACCGCGUCCCACGCUGAAACACAAACUCUGCAGGACGGGAGCAGCAGCGUCCAGCAGCAGCCUCGUGCCCCUGCUCAGGAAGCCGACGAGUCAGAAAACAAGUGUCUCCUUUAACCGGACCGAUUCAGCUUUGACCUGCAGGAACUCCUUCACUAAACUGAAAUAACAUCAACUGAUUAAUUUACAAUUCAUGUUGGAGGAAACCUUCAUGUUCUCAGAAUAUCACCUGACCAUCUGUUUAUGUCCUUUGCAAAGUUCAUAAUUAUUUAGUUAAAGUUACAUAUAAUGAUAAAUGCUAACAUUUACUGUAGCAGUAGGUCAAUAAACUGAGUCACUUUUUCAAAGAUAAUAAAUCUGUGUUAAACAUUUGGCAAUAUCAACAUCAGUGUUAAAUGAAAACGCUUUAUUUAUUCAACUUUUGUUAAAUGUCUUCACUCAGAAAGUAACAAUGUUUCAUCUAAUUGUGUUGCACUGAUCUAUGAUGGAUACUUAACGAUGAUGGAAGUUUCCAAAUCUGCAAAAUUGUGAGAUUUUUGGGUUCAACAUUAUGAUUUCCUGACACCUGAUAAUAUUUCUGUUUAUCCUCGUGUACAAGCCGCCAACAGUGUGGAAGAAAAACAACAAUACCACAGUGUAGAAAUACUGCUACAAAUAAAAAACCUGCAUGUAAACUUAAUCUUUUUCUGCUUUGAAUUUUGUUUUGUAUUGUUGUUUUUUGAUUGUCUAUGUUUCUGAUAAACAAUUUGGAUAAAUACACGUUCAAACGAGUUGGGACACUGCAUAAAACGUAAAUAAUAAUGCAUUAAAUUCAGAAUUCAGACUGUUUAAUUACAAAAAAACAGAAGUUUAUCAGUUUUAUCAUAAAAUAUAUCAUCUUUGUACAGUUUUAAAUUUAAUAUAUAUCAAAAGUGCUUCACAGAUUCUGUUGUAUUUACAUUAUUUACAAAGUGCUGCAUUCACAACUUACUUUAAUAAGUUAAGAACAUCUAAAUGUUCUUAAAGUA
This is a messenger RNA of Centropristis striata (black sea bass), 2383 nucleotides long. It is a transcript of the gene cfap157, whose product is annotated as cilia and flagella associated protein 157. Gene Ontology annotation, molecular function: microtubule binding. The transcript is spliced from 9 exons. NCBI's taxonomy places the organism in Eukaryota, Metazoa, Chordata, Actinopteri, Perciformes, Serranidae. Gene Ontology annotation, cellular component: cilium; ciliary basal body. The record is from RefSeq and is a predicted model, not a curated record. The coding region runs from base 40 to 1545 and encodes 501 amino acids.